AUCCAUUUGGUUAGUUGCCAAUUGCCAGUUGGCCAGGUUAGUACACCAUGUGUAAUUUUCAUCUUCUGCUGAUUCUUGCCACAGCACUGGGCGAUUUGGUCUGUGCCACGCCCUCUCUGCGUUCCGCCUCUGAGCCUGAAAAGAUCUUAAACAAUCUAGCUCAACUUAGGCAGAGUAGCUUUCUGGACUGGAUUCAAUCGAUCCUGGGACCCGAGGUGCCAGCGGAAUGGAGCUCUCCGGCCAAAAGGGAGUGCGCAGAGUGCUCCUGUGGUAAUAUCAAUACCCGUCAUCGCAUCGUCGGAGGUCAGGAGACGGAGGUCCAUGAGUAUCCCUGGAUGAUAAUGCUCAUGUGGUUCGGUAACUUCUAUUGCGGCGCCUCUUUGGUUAACGAUCAGUAUGCCUUAACGGCUGCCCAUUGUGUGAAUGGCUUCUACCAUCGUUUGAUCACGGUCCGAUUGCUGGAGCACAAUCGUCAGGAUAGCCACGUCAAGAUCGUGGAUCGCCGUGUUUCCAGGGUGCUUAUCCACCCGAAGUACAGCACCAGAAACUUUGACAGUGACAUUGCUUUGAUUCGUUUCAAUGAACCAGUUCGUCUUGGCAUCGAUAUGCAUCCAGUGUGCAUGCCCACUCCGAGCGAGAAUUAUGCUGGUCAAACUGCCGUGGUCACCGGAUGGGGAGCUCUGAGUGAGGGCGGGCCUAUUUCGGAUACCCUCCAGGAGGUGGAGGUGCCCAUUCUCAGCCAAGAGGAGUGCCGAAAUAGCAACUAUGGCGAGUCCAAGAUUACCGACAACAUGAUCUGUGCCGGCUACGUGGAGCAGGGUGGCAAGGACUCCUGCCAAGGAGACAGCGGUGGACCCAUGCAUGUCCUGGGCUCUGGAGACGCAUACCAGCUGGCAGGAAUCGUGUCCUGGGGCGAAGGAUGUGCCCAGCCGAAUGCCCCGGGUGUUUAUACGCGAGUGGGCAGCUUUAACGAUUGGAUUGCGGAGAACACCAAGGAUGCCUGCUCCUGUGCCCAACCAGAAGCUGCUGGGGAACCAGCUUCCCCUAUGGAAACCACCGAGCAGGGAGACCAAGAGAACACCACUGCAGAUGGAGCAGCAGAAGCAGAUCCCGAGGCUGUGGAGGCCAAUAAGUUGAUUUGAAAUUGAGUUCAUUCUUCGACCAAUUUUUAUAUUGCAAAUAAAGGUCACUUAACUACA
Molecule: messenger RNA, 1199 nt
Organism: Drosophila simulans
Lineage: Eukaryota; Metazoa; Arthropoda; Insecta; Diptera; Drosophilidae
Product: trypsin-1
Exons: 1
Coding region: 48-1142 (364 amino acids)
Biological process (GO): proteolysis
Molecular function (GO): serine-type endopeptidase activity
Source: RefSeq, a predicted model, not a curated record